Drosophila obscura is the source of this 845-nucleotide messenger RNA. Its product is annotated as protein late bloomer. The coding region runs from base 72 to 731 and encodes 219 amino acids. The transcript has 5 exons. The record is from RefSeq and is a predicted model, not a curated record. Gene Ontology annotation, cellular component: membrane. NCBI's taxonomy places the organism in Eukaryota, Metazoa, Arthropoda, Insecta, Diptera, Drosophilidae.
GGCGCGGCGCUCAGUUGCUUCCAGAUACUGCGCGUGGCCGAAACAGAAGUAAAGUUCAAUUUGCACCAAAAAUGAGCUGCGGCACAAAGACCCUGAAGAUAUCCUCCUUCGUGUUGGAUUUUCUUUGCUGUGUGCUGGCGGCCCUGACCAUCGCAGCAUGCUCCUACGCCUUGAUUGCCUUCAGCCAUAGUCUGGCCAUUCGGGUGCCCUGCAUUUUGGGCAUAGUCCUGGGGGCCCUCCUCUUCGGAGGCACCAUCUUCGGCUGUGUUGCCGCGCUGAAAGAGAGCAUUCGUCUGACCUGGAUUUACGCUGCGAUUCUGAUGGCUCUGAUAUUCGGGCAGAUCACCGUUAUAUUCGCCCAGCCCAUCAACUUUGAGCUGCUGGCCAAUGAGACCAUCUACAGUGCCUGGCAGGGCCAGCUGUAUCACCAAGGCAGCAUGUCCUAUUAUGAAAUUAAGUAUCAUUGCUGCGGUAUGACUGGGCCCUCAAACUAUCCGGACAGCGGCCUGCGUAUACCGCAGAGCUGCUACUUCAACCAGAACACAACCGUAACCACAGAUCUCUAUACCGUGGGCUGUGAUCGACAGCUGGGUGCGGCCUUCAUCAAGGGCACCCGCUGGGAACGGAUCAGCGAUUGGUCAGUUGUUGGUGUGGAGAUGCUUACCGUGACGGUUGCUGGUCUUCUGGCCAUAACCUUACAGAAUGCAGAGCGCCGACGUCCUUAUCGCUAGGUGCUUCUCUUGAAUCCAUCUGUUAACAGUAUUAGAAGCUGUACAAAUAUGUUUAGAAAAUAUGUUUAGUACAAAACCGUUUAAAAGACUCGAACUACAAACGCUGUAUUUCAA